CUGGCCCCUACUUGUGCGAUUCAGCCAAGGGAGCUAAUGCUUAACCAGUCCGUGGCGUUCGCAGCCCUGGCCAACGCAAUGGACGAAAUUGUCAACAAGCUGAAGAGCGACAACGCCACCGUGCCCGUGUUGGUGGCCGACAUCGAAAACUCCACGAUCAGCGCGUGCACGCCGAGGCAGCUGAACGACGGGAGCGGGAGAAUGAUCCGACCGGUCCAUCUUCUGGAGAUCCUCGAGGACCUGUCUUACGGCCUGUUCCCCGGGUUGCUGCAUGACUCGCCCGUGCCAUGGAAGUCCCUGACCAAGGAAAAGUUUGCCUGGGCAUGCCUCGUACGGAUGUGGAUAUGGGUGGCACAGUCAGAGGGGGUCACAGAGAGAUAAGCGAGUCACAGGGAAAUGAGUCUUCACGCCGAGUCCUGUCUUGUCUUGUCAUGUGAUGUGAUGUGAUGUGAUGUGUUGUGAUGUGAUGUGUUCUGAUGGGUGUUGCAGGGCUCUCUACUGACCCCCAACCGCGAGAACUCGCAGUCAUUCAACGCCUUCAUGUCGCUGGCCAAGGAAGUGAAGGCUCGCAGAAAAACGGCCGCCAAGGAGGGCAAUCAUGCGUCGAUGCCCAAGAAUGAUAUCGCGGCGUGCAUCGAAAUUGUGGGCUCUACAUGAGACACAGUCGAUCACAGAUUUUGCACACAGCAGACCUUCCCAUUUCUUCUUGUUUUUCCCUCUUUUUCACUGCAUGGCACCACGGUCAGGCCGGGCAACAGAACGUGACAGCGGGCUUUUUGCAGUACCUCUUCUCUCCGCCUCAGCAGACAAACAACACGCGUGGCGCAAAAAAAAUGACCGCCUCCUACAACAUCGCCGUCGCCCAGAAAAAGGACGUCACACCCCCGGUCGUCGACAUAGUGUGGAACGACGUCAGUCAGCUGGUCGCACAGAACAAACCGCUGCCAUCCAUCGUUCAGCUCCUGAAGACUCUGCCGGGCUGGGGUCUCAAGGUGCCGUCCAUGAUGGUGCAGGUCAGGUCAGUCAAUCUGUGAUCACACGCGGGUCACUCGAAUGAGUCGAGUGGGAGAGACACGAGCGGGAGAGACAGAGACACAGCCAAGACUGUGUGACAGACCGCUCUCUUUCCGUGUCUGUGUGUGUGUGUAUGGCCUGUAUGUGCUUGGUGUCUCUCUGUGUCUUUCUGCACAGUUGUUUCUAUACUUUCUCGCGUACUUGAAACCCUCUGCAGAAGAACUUGGAGACGUUCCAGAAGAGGCCAUGAUCAAGCCACCAGCAUGGGUUGACAGAAACCUGCUUAAGAUCACGGGGCACCUGACGGGCGAUUUCGAUAACAACGCCGAGCGUGUCUCCAGGAAUAUGAGCGAGUAAGAAACUAAAUGUAGCGCCAUCUUCGCUAGCGUUGCCUCUCGCGUCGCCCCUUUAUAGUUUUCAUGUCUCUCUGUCUGUCUUGUCUUGUCUUGUCUGUCUUCGUUUGGGUACGUUUGCGUAUUUAGGACUCUGAAGGGUCCGGACGCGAGAGAGACAUACGACCGUUCGACACGCAACGGGACGACCAAGACGUGGAUUCGGCAGAACCUCUGCGUCAAAGGCCUGUGCGAGUCUUGUCCGCUGGGCGUGUCCUUCAUGUCUUUCUACCGACUGAAUGACGGCCUGUCCGUGACGGACCUCGACAAUGUCCAUGACCUCGAGGAGGUGUGCAAUCCGGUGACGAGAAUCUGUGCCAAGCCUGUUCUCCAUCACAAAUUCGCCAACAACAAGAAAGGCAGGAAGAAGAAAGCGAAGCGGGGAGAUGAGGACGAGGAUGAGAACGAGGAUGAGGACGGACAAGGAAAGGAAAAGGAGGAGGCACUCAGACGGCGGGGGACAUAGAGUGAAAUGUCCUACCCAACGAAGCGACCGAUUUGGGCCGAUUCUUCCCUUCUGACCGACCAUCCUCAUGAAAGCCUCCACCGAACCGACACGGCUUAUUGCGGUCAUCCUCCCCUAUAACCGCACCGAAAACCGACACCGAAUGGUUGAAUGAUGUGUUUUUCUGACUGUUUCAGGCUACCUGCUGGCUGGAUUAAAAGAAAAAUCCCCAUUUCCGCCACGCAGUAAUCAUAAAUGGCGUCUCUUGACUGAAAAUGUCUCUUUUCUGUCUGUUUUCCAAGUAAAUCCUCUCAGAUCCUACCUGAUGAGAGCACCGAAACCGACAGGUUUUCGGAGAGAGGGGGGAGGACAGGUAAAAACCGACCGACCGGGAGGGGUUGAUAGCGUGUCCUAGGAUACCUUGUCGGUUUUCCCUUCAUGUCCCCCGCCGUGCACUCAGCUCGCCCCCAGCCCCGAAAAGAAGGAAAAGGUGACUGUACUUUGCUGGCUGAAUUUUGCUUCUGACCGAAUUUUACCCCCGAAAGAAGCAAAAUUAAGUGAUACGCAGGAGGGCGGAACAAAAAUACGUGAGUCACGUAUGUUGUGAACGAAUGGACAGAUCGACG
This is a messenger RNA of Vitrella brassicaformis, 2477 nucleotides long. Lineage: Eukaryota; Vitrellaceae. The record is from the annotation of a GenBank genome assembly.